AUGCCUUCCCGUGACACAAUUGCCAAGUUCCUCGCGAACAAUGAGAAAUACGCAUCUACAUUCCCUGGCACAUUCACCAUGGAGCAAAUGCGUCCCGCCAUGAGAUCGAAAGAUGCCGAACCGACAAUCGUCCUCACCUGUGUCGACCCCCGAUGUGUCCCCGAAGCCUUCUUUGGCCCAGACAUGCAAGCAGCCGUUUACAGGAAUGCCGGCGGCCGGGUAACAGAAGAUGUGGUGCGCUCGAUCAACGUCUUGCGUGCUCUAGUUAACAUGGGGACUGUGCUUGUUGUUCAUCAUACCGAUUGCGGCGUAACCCACGUCACCGACGAGGAAAUCCGUGAAUACGCCAUCUCAAAGAACCCAGCUGCCGCUGAGAUUGUGAACAAGAUUGACUUUAACCUCUGGAGGGAGGAACAUCUCGUGGAGUCUGUCAAGGAGGAUGUCCGCAAGCUUCGCGCGGAGAAGAGUCUUGAUGGUAUUGAGGUCUUUGGGUUUACGCUUGAUACUCAGACUGCUGUUGUGACUGAGGUGGAUGUUUAG
Molecule: messenger RNA, 540 nt
Organism: Talaromyces stipitatus ATCC 10500
Lineage: Eukaryota; Fungi; Ascomycota; Eurotiomycetes; Eurotiales; Trichocomaceae
Exons: 3
Coding region: 1-540 (179 amino acids)
Molecular function (GO): zinc ion binding; carbonate dehydratase activity
Source: RefSeq, a predicted model, not a curated record